UUAAAAAGUAAACAAACUCAACUCCUCCAAGUCGCAACCUCGAGCGCAUCAAUUUUUGGCAUAUGUAAAAGAUUUACAAAGUCAAUUCGAGGGGUUGAUCAUGAUGUCUAGUCUCCCACCAAGCUCUCCACGGCUUCCCAGCCCACCUCCUCCUACAGAAAUCCAGAUUGGUCCGAAAUCGCCGUCCCUUGGAAGUGCUUCCUCAAAUCAAGAACAAAUGAUUGAGCAAAGUAUUAUAGAAACAAAUGCUAGUCGAAGGAUACAUCCUGGAACAAAAGCUGCUGAUAUGGCUGCUGGUCCACCUCUCAUACCUUUGAGUGAGCUCGACUCAGCAUUUCAACUACAAGAACAUUUAAAAGCGCUCCAUUACUAUCACACUAAACCUCCCUCCAAAGACCAUAGCAUCCCCAUAACCCGCGAAACCGCUGUCGAAAUAGCGACACCACCACAUGGACUCGACCAAGCUCUAUGGCUUUACGAACUCUGUCGUUUCUUAAUCAACAAAUGUAAUGAUUUAAUAAUUGGAUUCCUCUUCGAUGAUCCUCCUUGUUCCGCACAUACAUGUCCAGAAAUGCGCGCUUCCGAAUGGCAGUUUCUUUGCGCCGUACACGAAUCACCCAAAAGUUGUUGCGCGAUUGAUUACUGCUGUCAUACCUUGGACUGGGCUACAAAUAUUGUAACUAGUCAAAAGAUAUUUCCAAGUCGUUUGAGUAUGGCCGCUGGUGAUGCGAUGGAUGAUAGAGGGGCUGGUGUUAAACAUUUAAUUAAUAUUUUCAGACGCUUACAUCGAAUAUUUGCGCAUGCGUGGUUUCAACAUCGGGGAGUAUUCUGGCAGGUUGAGGGUCAGACAGGUCUUUAUGUUUUGUUUAAGACGGUUUGUGAUAUGCAUGAGCUAUUGCCGCCAGAGAACUAUAAGCUUCCACCAGAAGCAGAGGGAUUGGAAUAUGUUGAGGAUAAACCACCGGCGGUUACAUCGAUUUUGAAGACACCAGUAGGGGUUGAGGAAGACUUCUUAGGGCUUGGAAGACAAAAUACUACUAGAAGGCAUGUUAGACAAUCACCUUCAGUGGGAUCGGCAAUCACGACAGUUCAGGAAAUUGAUGAGGAAGAAGGGGACAUAACUCAAAGAUUAAGGGCUGCACGUAAUUCACGAAUUGCGGAGGAAGAGGGAGAGGACGGAGAGACGGAAAAUGAUACUAAAACAGAGAUAGAGAUACCCGUUAUUGUGGAGACCGUUAAGGAGGUGGAUCCAGAUGAUGAUAUGGAACCCGAGGAGACGAAUAAUGGGGUAGUAGAGGAAGAACAAUUAAGUUUGCAAACGAUCCAAGAUCUGGAAUCUGAGCUGGAAGAUUCUGAGACUGUUAUCCAUGAUGAUAAUGAUUCGAAAGCAGAUUCAACAGGGUCGUGGGAUAGUAUGUCUGGUGAUUCAGUGGGGGACAAGACGGAGGUAGAACAAGAGAAUGGUGAUGCUAGCGAAGAGAAGUCAGAGACAGUCAUUGAGGACCCAAUUCCAGAAUCAGAACCAGAGCCGGCUUCAGAGCCAUCUAGUACUGAAAGUAGCGGAGAAACAGAAGAGGAGCAAGAAGUACAAGAGCAGAAGGAUAAUUCCAGCGAAGAUGAACACACAUCUCCGCCCAAAGAAGUUUCCACCACCAAAGAAACCCCUCCCAAAAAGUCCAAGAAAUCCAAGAAGAAAGCAAAAAAAUCCGCUGCAGCAAAAGAAGCUUCAAAAAUAUCAACAUCAACCAAUCACAUAAACGAAGAUACGAAUACUACGGAUGAGGAAAAGGCAUCGGAUCAAGAUGGAGAGAUAGGGGAACAAAAGACUUGA
Messenger RNA from Botrytis fragariae, 1831 nucleotides. RefSeq names its product putative mob1 phocein family protein. Gene Ontology annotation, cellular component: cytoplasm. Bases 101 to 1831 code for a protein of 576 amino acids. The transcript has 2 exons. Lineage: Eukaryota; Fungi; Ascomycota; Leotiomycetes; Helotiales; Sclerotiniaceae. The record is from RefSeq and is a predicted model, not a curated record.